AACCAUCCCAACUGCAUGCGAUACAGCGGUAUCUACCUGUGUUGACAAGUCGUCAUAUUACGUGUGCGACUGCAUUUCUGGUUACCAACAUCCGCCCAAUAACGACACCUACUGCGCUGACGUGGAUGAGUGUUUCGAAAGCCAACAUAACUGCAGCAAACCGCUGGCGACAUGUUUGAACACUAAGGGUUCAUUCGUCUGCAUAUGUCCGUACGGCUACGUGCAAGUGAACAAUAACUGCCUAGAAGAGGACGAAUGUACAACUUACGCAAACGCUUGCGACAACAGAACUUCAACAUGUGUGAACAAAGUAGGAACGUACAGUUGUAACUGCUUGAGUGGAUUCUACAGCAAGAACCCAUGGACAUGUGAUGACAUCGACGAAUGUGCACUGAACCUGCACAACUGCUCGAACCCCACUGAAAUUUGUGUCAACACUGCUGGCUCCUUCGUUUGUCAGUGCUCACCUGGCUACCAGAGGUUCAACAACGUCUGCUCGGUUUCAGGAGAGAGAAACCUCUUGUUUGCGUUCAUCGGAGUUUUUGGAGCAGUCAUCCUGACGUUGAUAGGCGUGUUUGCCUCUUGUGCUGCCUCCUACCAAUCCCAACUGGCCAAGGCAAACCUCUCAGAGUAACGAAGCUGAAAGACUUUAAAAUGUAACAAAACUUACAUUAUAAUGUUCUUUUUAAAUGAUUUUAUUAGAAUAGAAAUAUUUUUAAACUUUUUAAAUAUUUGAUUCCUCAAAUUGAGUAUUUAUUUGCAUCGGUGAUAUAUUUUUAAAUAAACAAUCCUUGGUUGUUUACUUGAUAUUCUAUUAUUUAACUCUUUUAAAAAAUUUUAUUCGCGAUUUAUAAUUUUAAACAAUCCUUGGAUGUUUGCUUGAUAUUCUAUCAUUUAACUCUUUUAAAAAAUUUUAUUCGCGAUUUAUAACUUUCCAUAUAACAGCAUUAUUAACAGUU
Messenger RNA from Helobdella robusta, 959 nucleotides. RefSeq lists its product as hypothetical. NCBI's taxonomy places the organism in Eukaryota, Metazoa, Annelida, Clitellata, Rhynchobdellida, Glossiphoniidae. The annotation marks the transcript as partial. Gene Ontology annotation, molecular function: calcium ion binding. The record is from RefSeq and is a predicted model, not a curated record. The transcript is spliced from 5 exons.